Messenger RNA from Loxodonta africana (African savanna elephant), 1408 nucleotides. Its product is annotated as olfactory receptor 4F3/4F16/4F29. The record is from RefSeq and is a predicted model, not a curated record. NCBI's taxonomy places the organism in Eukaryota, Metazoa, Chordata, Mammalia, Proboscidea, Elephantidae. Gene Ontology annotation, molecular function: olfactory receptor activity; G protein-coupled receptor activity. The transcript has a single exon. Gene Ontology annotation, biological process: G protein-coupled receptor signaling pathway. The coding region runs from base 20 to 958 and encodes 312 amino acids. Gene Ontology annotation, cellular component: plasma membrane.
AGCCCCAUUGGCUGGAUCAAUGGAUGGAGGGAAUACUUCUGCGGUAUCUGAAUUUGUGUUUCUGGGACUCACCAGUUUGUGGAAGAUGCAGCUUCUCCUCCUGGUGUUCUCCUCUGUGCUCUAUGUGGCAAGCAUGACUGGAAACAUCCUUAUUGUGUUUUCUGUUACUACAGAUCCUCACUUACAUUCUCCUAUGUACUUCCUACUGGCCAGUCUCUCCUUCAUUGACUUGGGAGCCUGCUCUGUCACCUCACCAAAAAUGAUAUACGACCUUUUCAGAAAGCACAAAGUAAUCUCCUUUGGAGGCUGCAUUACUCAGAUCUUUUUCAUCCACGUCAUUGGUGGUGUAGAGAUGGUGCUGCUCAUAGCCAUGGCUUUUGACAGAUAUGUGGCCAUAUGUAAGCCUCUCCACUAUCAGACCAUUAUGAGCCCAAAACUGUGCAUUUUGUUUCUGGCUGCCUCUUGGGCCCUUGGUGUCAGUCACUCACUCUUCCAACUGGCAUUUAUAGUUAAUUUACCUUUCUGUGGACCUAAUGUAUUGGACAGCUUUUACUGUGACCUACCCAGGCUCCUCCGACUGGCCUGCAGAGAUACCUACAGACUGCAGUUCAUGGUCACUGUCAACAGUGGGUUUAUCUGUGUUGGUUCUUUCUUCAUACUUGUCAUCUCCUACAUCUUCAUCCUUUUUACUGUUUGGAAACAUUCCUCAGCUGGUUCAUCCAAGGCCCUUACAACUCUAUCAGCUCACAUCACUGUUGUCCUUUUGUUCUUUGGUCCAACCAUGUUUGUGUAUACAUGGCCACACACCAAUUCUCAGAUGGACAAGUUUCUUGCUAUUUUUGAUGCAGUACUCACUCCUUUUCUGAAUCCAGUCAUCUAUACAUUCAGGAAUAAAGACAUGAAGGCAGCGAUGAAGAGAGUAUGCAAACAGUUAGUGAUUUACAGGAAGAUCUCAUAAUUUAUUUCAUAAGGUCUUCUCACUGACCAUGGUAUAGCCUUACAUUUUCAUAUUUGAUAUUUUAGAUUCAGGAGGCUUGAGGCAAUAUUGAUUUCAGUAUUAUCAGAUCUGUAAUGUAAUUGUGAAGAGCAAGUCAUGAAAACAGUAUACCUCUAUGUAAAUCCCUUUUAAUUUCUUUCAGCAAUGUUUUAUGGUUUUCGGUGAACAGGUAUUGUGUAUCUUUUUUGAGAUUUAUCCCUACGCACUUCAUAUUUCAGAAGAUAUUUUAAAUGGAAUUUUUUUGUUUUGAUUUACAUUUGCUCACUGCUAAUAUAUAGGAAUAUAAUUGAUUUUUGUUUAUUGAUAUCGUAUCCAGCAAACUUGCAAAACUCAUUUAUUAGUUUUACUAAGUUUUUAUAGAUUAAAAAGGAUUUGCUUCAUAGAUGAUCAUGUUGUAUGCAAAUAAAGACA